GUGAUUGCCCGCCCUUUUCCCCAAGCAGGUUUGCGUGAGCGCUCCAGAGGAGAAAAUGCCCUUCUUAACGAAAGAGAGCAGUGAUGGCAGAGAAAGGUGAACGGGCGAUUUGGAAAGCAGUUACUCGGAAAGGCAAUGUCCUUUAGUUCACGGACCGUGUUUGGACACUUGAAGCUGUUCUCAUGUUAAGACAGACACCACGGUGUCGGUGACGAGGGUUCAAGCACAACAAUGUCAAUGAGAAGGACAGAGGGUGUCUCGAUCAUUCAGGCCCUGGCCAUGACGAUGGCGGAAAUCCCUGUGUUUCUUUAUUCCACGUUUGGGCAGUCCAUUUUUUCCCAACUGAGAAUGUCCCCGAGCUUGAAGAAAGUACUGUUUGCAACAGCUCUGGGUAGCGUGGCAUUGGCUCUCACCGCACACCAGCUUAAAAGACGGAGAAGGAAGGGCAAACAGCUGACCCAAAGCAAGAAUGAACAGAAACAGCAGGCCACUUCAGCCUCGGUGCUCGGGAUGGGGCGAUCCACAUCGUUGAAGAAAGCACCACUACAAGGCCGAAGGGUAACGAGCCCCAGCACUCGGAGCAAUGACACGCUUAGUGGCAUCUCCUCCAUUGGUCCCAGCAAGAAUUCAAGCUCCUCGCACAGCCUAACUUCGAUGCGGGUUCCACCUUCCCCAAAUCAGACCAGCAAUAAUAAUGUUGCCCCAUGGGAGAAUGACGCUGUUGAAGAAGAACUUGGCGUGGGAGAGGAUGCAAAUGCUGAAAACCUCUACAUCCUGGGAAUGGAGCUUUUUGAAGAAGCCCUCCAGAAGUGGGAGCAGGCCCUGAACAUUCGUCAAAGAAGCGGAUCAGGCGUCUCGGACAGUAGCAACAGUCUGAUUCCAAAAGGAGCCCAAGCUGCUCCUGAGGUAGUCGAGUCGCGAAACAAGGUGUUUGCUGAGAAGCUGGAGUCACUUUUACACCAAGCAUACCACCUCCAAGAAGAAUUUGGAGCGACUAUUCCUCCAGACACCCUUCUAGCAGAUUUUGAGAGUGAAGAGACCCUCAUUCUGCCUAUCGGAGAUGGCUGUGAACGCCUGCAUUUGGAUGAUGAGACCAGCAUAACCUCAGAUGACUCCUUCUUCUCUGCAGCAGAGCUCUUUGAUACUCUUUCAUUUGGGGAAGAAAUCCUCCAACCCCCAAAGCCAGGGGCCCUGUAUGAAGAGGCACUUGCAUUAGCAAGGGAAGGAAAGAUCUGCUGCCGGACAUUACGAUCAGAUAUCUUGGAGUGUUACAGUGACCAGGAUUUUCUGGCAAAGCUGCAUUGUGUCCGGCAGGCAUUCCAGCUUUUGUUCUUGGAUGAUACCUACCGGCUGUUUUUCAGCGAGAUUGGGAAGCAGAUGAUCGCAGGCCUUAUGACCAGAGCAGACAAGAAUAGCAAAGGAUUCUUAGAAAGCUAUGAAGAAAUGCUGAGAUAUACACAGAGGGAAGAGACCUGGGCCACCACUAAGAUGGAGCUCGAGGGAAGAGGGGUUGUCUGCAUGAACUUCUUCGACAUUGUGCUUGAUUUUAUUCUGAUGGACGCCUUUGAAGAUCUGGAAAAUCCCCCGGGCUCUGUUGUUGCUGUUCUCCGUAACCGCUGGCUGUCUGACAGCUUCAAGGAGACGGCACUUGCAACAGCUUGUUGGUCAGUGUUAAAGGCAAAGAGACGUCUUCUUAUGGUACCCGACGGCUUCAUUUCCCAUUUCUACUCCAUUUCUGAGCACGUCAGUCCUGUUUUGGCAUUUGGAUUCCUCGGCCCCAAGCAGCAGCUGUCUGAAGUGUGCCGGAUAUUCAAGCAACAUAUCGUCCAGUUCCUAAAGGACAUGUUCGACCUUGAUAAAGUGUCCUAUGCAUCAGUGCAGACGCUGGCCGACGACUUGAUGCAGUUGUCCCGGAGACGAAGUGAAAUUCUGCUCGGUUACCUGGGCAUGGAGAGCCUGAUGGAGCCCAAUGGGUCCGUCUUGCUGGGAAACGGAACUGCAGGACUGAACUGAGGAAGACGCUUCGUGGUUUUUUUUUUUUCUUUUUCUUUUUCAGUAAAUGUGCUUCCACACUGGGAGAGAAAUUCUGCUGAAGACCUUUGGUCUUUUUACCUUACAGAUGCUUGUCAUUAAUCACUCUGCUCCUUCACUUGGCACUGCAUGAGUGCCCACUCCAGGACAGGUUUGGACGCGGCUCUGGCAGGGGGACAUCUUAAUCAUGGAUGCUGACUUCUCCAUUUUGUUCUUUUGGUCUUUCUUCUUUUUUUAAUGCUUAGGUGGGAGGAUUCUUGCAGACACUGGAAGGCAUUCCCACAAGUGGUCUGCCUGUGCGUUAGGAGUGGACACCUUUUGCCUUACAAUUUAAAUGAGAUUCUUUGGAAUAAAAAAACGUUAGAGAGAAGGCCUAGGGUCCAAGCAAAUUUUGGAAGAACUCCCUUUUUUUAAAUUGGACAUUGGGACAUUUCCUUUACCCUAACCCCUCAGUAGAAUCGAGACCCGGAUACACGGCGUCAGACUCCACCUGUCAUGUGAUUUGCACAGUAGGUUGGCACCUGCAGAUGACAUAAAGACCCUCAUCUUAGGAGCGCUCAAUUUGCAGUUCAGGUUGAGAUCCUGUAGACGCAGUCGGCCACCUCCUGGCAGGGCGCUGCUCUUCAUAGAUGCCCCCCUCUGCACUCUGCUGGAUUCCUUCCGUGAUGUGCCAGCUGGGUGGUCACAUGACUAAAAGCUUGGUUGGCUGAAUGUAAGCCACAGGAUGGAGUGACUUUGUUAAGAAGCUCAGGAGGUGACAACACGAGAGACUCGUGUGACUGUGAAGGGAGGACCAACCGUCAUGUGCUGCUCAGUGGGCCAGAGUGCUGGCGUCUGCCGUGUGACCUGCAGUUAAGACGCUGGCUGACGGUUAGAGGGGCUCAGGACUAUCCAGAUUCCUCAAAGGUCUAAGGUCCCGUACCCCCGCAGUGUGUAAAUCGAGGACUAAAACAUGAAGGAGAAGGUGAGCAUCAGUCAUGGGGACCAAUCCUGGCACAAAGAUGAACGGUAGAGGGAUCGCUACGGAGAGCUGUGUCCAGAAGGGUGGGCAAAGCGCAGGGAUUUCUGAUCACGGAUGAAAUUUGGUGCGUUUUGGAGGGUGCACUUGACUCGCGGCCUUCUGGUUUCCAGCGUUUAGGAGGGAAAGAUCAGAAUAACAAAAUGGAAAGAAAUGACCUGAUGACAUGAAACCUUAACCUACUCCACGUGUGUCCCCAUCAAGUCUCAUUUGUGUUUGUUCUGCAUUUGAACUUGUAGCCAGUGCUUUGGAUGUGGCUGCAGAUGAGAGCCCCCCUGUGAAAGAAAAGGAGAACAUAACGUCCCACCCUGGUGGGUAUGGAUUGGUAAUGGAGCUGCGACGUCCGCCCGCUGGGUGCCAAGCAGAGCAGUGUCUCCAACACGGGGGUUUUAAAGCAGGCUGAGGGACGUCGCCAGCCCCGUUCUCGGCACGGCACAGUGUUGUCAGUAGCUCUGACGUUUUUAACUUUGCUGUUUCGGAUGAUCACUGAAGCCUUUCUUCAUGGACGUAGAGAGAAGGCCCGGCCCAGUGCUCAGCUCUGUCUGCAGACACUGCCAUUGCACUGAUCAGAUGUCCCCACUCUUACCUGUACAGGUCGUCUGUCAUUGCACUAUUGCUUCUCAGGUAGGCGAGUCAGCUGCUGCUAGUGGGCAUCGUGUUAGAACGAAAAAUGGAUGACCAAAGGGGCACAAACGAGGCAGAUGAAGGGGAAAAAAAGCUAAAAGGCAGGGCUGAUUGUAGGCGAUUGGGGGGUCCGGCACAGCAUGAAUAACUGAAGGGUGGGCAGGCUGCUCUGCGGACGCGAGUCGCUUCUGUUUGAGGGCACUUAAUGGCGAGUCCGAGGGGGGACGUGCCACCUGGAGGGUUUCAUUUUAAAAGCGUUUUAAAGACGUUCGCUUCCCGGAGUUGGCAGAAGGCGUAAGCUGAAACUUUGGUCAGUUUGUGUUUUACUGCCGCUUUAAAUCCCCACUCGUGUCUCUUUAGUUCUUCAUCUUUAUAUGGGAACGUCUGCUUUAAAUAAGAACGUUUGAAAGCUAGAGGGACUGGCACAUGACAGACACGGGUGAAAAUGCGUAGCCCUGUGCGCUGUAUACGCUGGAUCUGCACAUCUGUAUGACCUCUUGUGUGUACAUCUGGCUAAGUGUGCCCGCCGCGUCUCACAGGGACCAGGGUGAGCGGCCUUUGCCCCGGCGUCUUUGUUCCUGUUGACUCGUUUUGGCCUCGCUGGGUUUUUCUUGCCUUGCACGCUUGUAAGUGAAGCACAGUUUUUACUGUCAUCGUGUAAGGCGUUGCACGCCCAACUGUGCCCACCCGUAUCCCGUUACCCUUCUGAUCUUCUCAGCCUUCUCAAUGUCUGCACGCUAUGGUAAUGUGGACAAAAGCAAAUGGCUGACUACAAUUUACGAGAAAUCAAAGGAAUGUCCUGCUGAACGACUUCCUCCGCUGCCGUGCCACGUCCGAGUGACAUUCUAGUUGUGGAGUAGCGCCAGUCUGAUCAAACUGGCAAUGGCGUCUUACCAGCCUGCACCAAGUGGCCACUAGGAGAUUUUAUGCGUCGAGGCACAGGAGUUGUCGUAUUUAGUUUUUCAUUUUACUUUUCAGGAGUUUGUGGCAUUGAGGGAGGCGUUUUAAUUGUAGUCGUCCGCUGCUCAUGAGGUCACUUUUUAUUUUUGCUCUCCGUCAGUGGUGGCGAGUCUGGCGGUCCACACAGCCUGCAAGGUUGAAUCCGAGCCGCCCCCACUAUCUCAGGGUCCAGAGUGGACGAGCUGCUGUGUGACGUCUGCUGCUUGACCGCCACUUCGGGGGCCGCGCUUUGAUAAAUCAAAUCAAAUGAGAGUUGUGGCCGGACCCCCUGGCACAGCCCACCUCCUCCUCCUCCUCGGUCUUUUGGUGCCUCUUUUUGUUAUCUGUCUGUGUCUCUGUUACUUUACAGUUGGUCGUAGCUGUGACAAUAAAACAAAAAGCUCUUUUCUGUAUUUUGAUUUGUUUGUCGUCACUUUCUUGAUGUUUAAUAAACGUGGAGAGGAGCGAAGUUCACGAGUU
This is a messenger RNA of Polypterus senegalus (gray bichir), 5092 nucleotides long. RefSeq names its product mitoguardin 2 (gene miga2). The coding region runs from base 232 to 2013 and encodes 593 amino acids. Lineage: Eukaryota; Metazoa; Chordata; Cladistia; Polypteriformes; Polypteridae. The transcript is spliced from 16 exons. Gene Ontology annotation, biological process: mitochondrial fusion. The record is from RefSeq and is a predicted model, not a curated record.